This is a messenger RNA of Culex pipiens pallens (northern house mosquito), 2038 nucleotides long. RefSeq lists its product as uncharacterized. Bases 116 to 1468 code for a protein of 450 amino acids. Gene Ontology annotation, biological process: sodium ion transmembrane transport. NCBI's taxonomy places the organism in Eukaryota, Metazoa, Arthropoda, Insecta, Diptera, Culicidae. The transcript has 12 exons. The record is from RefSeq and is a predicted model, not a curated record. Gene Ontology annotation, molecular function: ligand-gated sodium channel activity. Gene Ontology annotation, cellular component: membrane.
AAUUAUCUACUAACACUGUGCCAAACUAUUUUGCACACUAUUUAUCACGUGUUUAUUAAAUAUAUAUUUUCCUAUCAACCAUUUUCGAACAGACAGUCUUCAUUUAACACCGACAAUGAAUAAACGCAUAGUUCAAGGUGUUCAAUACUUUGUCAGUAACUGCACGAUACAUGGAUUGCGAUAUCUGGGCAACCGAUGUAACGUUCCAUCAAAGCUUUUUUGGCUUAGCAUGAUAACCUGCUCAUUUGCAACGAUGAUUCACAUUUUGCUGUACAUGGAGAAUGAUGAAACGGUUCAAAUUCACGUCGACACAUCAUAUCUACACUGGAACAACACGUUUCCGGCAGUCUCGAUUUGCUACACAAAAGGGCGGAGUUUGAAUUCGAUAAGUAAAUUUUUGGAUGAUUACUGGGUUAAAACAAACACAACGAAGCCGGCUAAGGCUGGAAAUUACUACCGGGUUGCGCAAAGUUACCUAUUCGUUAACCCAAACAGCAAUGUCGAAGUUCGGGGUGCUAUUUGUGAGGGCAUGAACGCAACAUGUAACUUGAAUCUGGAAACGAUGCAAAGUAUUUUUUUCCCACAAAAUUGUUCAGAAAUUUUCAUGGAUGUAAAGUUUCUGGGCAAACCUUAUAAUUGCGAUGAUUUUUUCGAGCGGUUUGAUACCGAAAUGGGCCCAUGCUUUGUUGCGAACAGUAUCUACUCCAAAAGUGCAGACAAAUCAUAUGAAAGACUUCCCAUGAAAUACACCACAGAUUGUCCAACGAGAACGUUUGAAUUCCGAUACAAGGAGAUAGAAGCAGUAAGUUUUAUGCUUUAUAUUCAUAGUUCCGAAGAGUUACCAUACCUUCUGAUGCCCUCUGUUCGAUUGAGAAAAUCAGGCGCAAACAUGCAUUAUUCACUGAGUACAAUUGAGAUUUUCAACUAUCCGGACGUCAAGUUUGAACCUAUCGAGAAGAGAGAGUGUCGAUUUCCGUUUGAGAACAUUUCCCAACAUUUGCCUCUCGAAAACAUUUAUCAAACUUUGGAGUACAGUUUCACUAACUGUUUCCUUACUAAGCGUAUCCAAAUAGAACUCGAGAAGUGCAACUGUACGUUACCGACAUCUCCAAAAGAGUAUAAGCAUAAAUAUUGCGACUUUAAUGGUCUCAUCUGUGUAUCUAAAGCCGACAUCUUAGGAUUGACGAAAAAGGUCCUGUUUAACGGAGAACAAAGCUGUAUCCAGUCAUGUUUGGAAAUGGAGAUUAAUUUGAUUGGUGAAAACACGAUAAAACUGCAGGAUGGAAAUGAUCCUGGCCUUGUACAACUUGAAGUGGUGAACGUUCCCACCAGCAGGUACGAGCGAAUUGUCGCUAAAGACAGUUUGGACUUUAUAGUUUCUCUAGGUGGAGUUGGAGGAUUAUUUUUCGGAAUAUCGCUACUAAGUUUAAUUGAAUCCAUGUAUCUAUUGUUACGCAAAUCCGUCUAAAAAAAAACAAAUAAAACGUCCUGUAGGCGCUUGUAUUCAUGAAAUUGAACUCGAAAUUUGUCCUUUUUAACAACUCAGUUUGAUGAGGAAAGUUUAAAAGUUGCGUAACAACAUAAGUGAAAAAGCCGUACUUCACCCUCUACUGCCCAAUUUUUUUUCGAAAACUUUUAUUCUUUUAUAUUUUUUUCUUCCAACUUCAAUCUAUCGACCACUUUAUCAGCUUAAUUCGUGUUUCUUGUUCUCCGUUUUCCCAAACAUUAGUCCUCCGAAUGUCUCAAGUUAUAAAACGUCCAUGGUAGAAGGGAAGAUGUUUCGAAAUUAAUAACGCCGAUGUGGUUAGUUAGACUGUCCAAAAUGUUCUGAUUUUAUUGUAAUCGAAAAGUCCCCCAGAGCCUCACACAUGAGGUACUGAGGUUUUGCUUACUGAGCAUUAAUCGAGCUACUUGCUUUAAUCGCGGCGAGGUAAACGAAGUUUAGCUUUGUUCGCAGUUUGGGUUACUGUUGUCGGCUGUGCUGACGAUGUUGGUGGCGUCGAUCAAUUAUGCGGAAAGCAAUUUCCGUAACUCUCAU